AUGUCUCAUGUUGGCAUUCUACGAUGGCAUUCUCCUAAAACUGAGAAAGAUGCUAAAAUCUGGGAGAAGGCUUUGAAUCGGGGUGAUAAUGAACAAUGUUCUCGUAGUAAAAUUUAUGAAAAUUGUGAUUCGUGCACUUCGAAGCGAAACAAAACUGUUACCAUUAUACGUCAACAAAUAAAAAUUCAAGAAUUGAUAAAUGAAAACAAUGAUUUAAAAUCAGGUUUACAUGUAAAAAAACCUUUUUCAAUAGACGAAAUCAAGAAUGACGAUAAAGCGAUAAGCCUGUAUACCGGACUGCAAAAUUAUGGUGUGUUUGAAUGGUUAUACAACCGUAUAAAACCAAAAGCUGAGAAGCUCAGUUACUUCAAGGGAGAAACCUCUUAUUCAAAAAGUAAUUCGAACAGAAAAAAGACAGGACCAAAAAGGAAACUCAACACAAAAAGUGAACUAUUUAUGACCCUCAUAAGGCUUCGGCUGGGGUUAGUAGAACGAGACCUGAGUUAUCGUUUUGAUGUUUCUCAAAGCACUGUGUCUCAAGUGCUUAGUACGUGGAUUCCAUUUUUAUCCAGAGAACUUCAAUGUUUGAUAUAUUGGCCUUCCAGAGAAGAAAAUAAUGGAUGCUACCCCAAGUGCUUCAAGGAUUUUCCAAACACCAUCGGCAUUAUAGAUUGUACGGAAGGUGGACUAGAAAAACCUAGUUUAGCCAAAGCGCAAGCUCAAACGUAUUCUUCAUACAAAUCUAAAAAUACUUGGAAAAAACUGUUGUCGAUCACACCUUGUGGAACAAUUUCGUUCAUUUCAAAAUGCUAUGGUGGGUGUGCUUCAGAUCGGUAUAUAACAGAAACUUGUGGCAUUCUUGAGAAAAUUAACCCCGGUGACAACUUGAUGGCAGAUAAAGGUUUUAAUAUAAGUGAUCUGUUGGUUGGAAGAGGAUCAAAAUUGAUUAUUCCUCGGUUCUUGAAGGAUAAAAUUCGUUUUACCAGAAAAAACUGCAAUCGAACCUCUAAUAUAGCUAAGGCUAGAAUACACGUGGAAAGGGCAAUAGCUCGAAUCAAAGACUUUCGUAUACUCCAAGGUGCAAUACCAGUUACAAUGAAAGAUUUAUUGGAUGAUAUUUUUGUCAUUUGUGCUGCCAUCACUAACUUAGCUCCACCUCUUGUGCCAUUCUUGCGCUUGUCUUGUUUAUAUUUUAUAAAGUCCCCCAAUCAGGACAAGGCUUUUAUAUUUGAACCAAUCAUGACAGCGCGCAGUUCGAUAACGAGAAAUAAGUUGCGUAAUAUGAUCUCAGCGAGAAUCAACGACUGGAAGGUUAAGAAUAUAGAAAGGCUAACGCAAGGCGUUCACGGUAAAGUUCGGUCCAUAUGA
Molecule: messenger RNA, 1368 nt
Organism: Hydractinia symbiolongicarpus
Lineage: Eukaryota; Metazoa; Cnidaria; Hydrozoa; Anthoathecata; Hydractiniidae
Exons: 4
Coding region: 1-1368 (455 amino acids)
Source: RefSeq, a predicted model, not a curated record